GUUAACUAAAAUUAAUUUUGCUUAUAUCUUUAUAUUUCAGGUUUAAAAGCUGACCUAGUAGAGAGAUUGCACCAACACUAUGCUGAGCAAGAACCAGCAGACGAAUACGAAGAGGAAGAAGGUGAAGAGGAGAGUAUGGAUACAGGUGGACAAUUUUCACCUCCACCCCAGGUGUCUCAAGGUCCACCUUCUGGACCUCCCUCAUUAAUGACUAUACCAGUUCAGGAACCUCAACAGAAAGCUAAGGCACCACCACCGCCAGGUCCAGCUCAUGUGACCAGAACCUCUCUUCAAAUGAGGUUGCAGCAAAUGGCAGGACAGUCUUCAGAUGAAAAUUCAAGUUCUCAGGGUCAGUCGCCCAGUCAGCCUUCAACACAACCUCCUCCUUUGAUGGCUCAACAAGUUCCGCCUCCACAGAUCAGCCAGCCUUCUACGCAGCCACCCCCUUUGAUGUCCCAGCAGGUUCAGCCCCCUAAACCACAAAUGAAUCAACCUCCAUCUUUAAUGUCUCAACAAGUCCCUCCUCCCAAUCCUCCACAAAUGGGUCAGCCACCACAACUAAUGCAGCAACAGCCUCCAGGUAUGGGGCUACAGCAAGGUCAGCCACCACAAAUGGGACAGCCUCCCCAACAGAUGAUGAGCCCGCCUCCACUUGGUCCUCCACCACAGAUGAGCCAGCCUCCACCGCUAGGCCCUCCCCCUCAAAAUAUGGGUAAACCACCACAAAUCGGACCGCCCCCUCAUGCAAUGGGAGGACCACCUCCACUUGCUCCACCAGGUACACAGAUAGGACAACCUGUUCAGCCCCCACCUCCUGGUCAAAUGCUACCACAAGUUGGCCAACCUCCUGGGCAAAUGGGCCAGCCUCCACAACUUGUCCAAUCAUCUCAAAUGGGUCAGCAACAACCAUUGCAGGAUAUAGACCUUCAAGAGAAGAUAGCCAUGCAGACAAGGUUGAUAGAACAAGAGAGGCAGCAAGAACAACAUCGUCUCCGUGAGCAACAGGAACAGCAACGUAUGAGGGAACAGCAACAGAAAGAACGAUUAGCAAUACAGAAACAAGCUAUACUCUUACAACAACAGCAUCAACCACAGCCACCAGCACCUGGUGCAGAGGAAGGAACAGAUUUAAUGGAGAAAGUUAGACAACAACAAAUCAUGUUAGAGCAACAGAAACAGAAAGAAAGAAUGGAACAACAACAGCAGGCAUUGUUGGAGCAACAGAAUCAGGCAAUAAAGAAACAGGAGGAGGAGCGACGUCGUAACGAGGCAGAGUUAAUACGUCAACAACAAAUAGCCCUGAUGGAGGCAAAAAGAGAAGAGCAGCAGAAAAGAAUAAGGGAAGAAAGACGAGGACCGCCCACAACAGGUGAAAAUGAACAACAGCGCCCAGCUCCUAUACCUGCAAAUCAACCGUUCAAUCCUAGACCAUCUCUGCUUCAUGGUCCAGGUCCAAGACCUUUGUUACCUACCAGUUCACCCAGUGGCAUACCACCCCUGAUGCCACCUAGGACAUCAGCAAGUAUUCCUCCAUUGAUGCCUCCGUCCUCCAGCAGUGAACAGAUACGACCUCCUAGACCACCUGAGGAAAGAAUGGACAGAGCCCCUCAGGAGCCAAGGGAGCUGAAAUUGCCCUCAGCUCUGGAGAAAGUCCUCGCAUUUAAAGAUGUGAGGGCCCAGGAAGUUGGUCUUACACCAGAGGAACUGGAACAGUUGAACAUGCCUGAAAAGAAACCAGUAGAAGAUGAAGAUGAUGAUGAGAUUGAGAUGGUAGAAAUGGAAGAGGAAGAUGCUAAUGAUGAUAAUGAUGAAGUUACAAGACCAGAUCCUGCAAGAGAGUCAAAGAAUAAGAAAAAGAAGAAGAAAAAGAAGAAGGCAAAACAAAACAGGAAACUAAAGCAAACAGAGAAACCCAUAGAGCCUCAACAACAGGAUGAACCCGAUGUUCAAGUGGAGUAUGUACAGGAGCAGCUUGACCUUGACCCCACAGAUCCUAACUACUUUAUCUUCAGUAAAAUAUUUGAAACUUUCAAGAUAACAGAUGAAUCAGGUCGUGACCAGCCACAAGUGGUGGAAAGUCUACCCGAGAAAGCUAGUGAACCUAAAGCCAAGAUGCAUGACCCUGAUAAUGAUGACAGUGAUGAGGAAAUGGAUGAUAAAUUAGAAGAUGACGGUCCAAAAUUGUCAAAAAAGAAGUUAAAGAAGUUGACGCGUCUUAGUGUGGCCCAACUCAAGCAGCUUGUUACUCGGCCUGAUGUUGUUGAGAUGCACGAUGUCACGGCGCAGGAUCCAAGAUUACUGGUGCACCUGAAAGCUACACGAAACACCGUGGCUGUACCAAGACAUUGGUGUUUUAAGAGGAAGUAUCUACAGGGGAAGAGAGGUAUAGAAAAAGCUCCAUUUGAACUACCAGAUUAUAUCCAGGCUACUGGUAUUACAGAAAUGAGGGCAGCUCUAGCAGAAAAGGAGGACCAAAAGAAUUUAAAAUCCAAAAUGAGAGAAAAAGUACGACCUAAGAUGGGAAAGAUAGAUAUAGAUUAUCAGAAACUUCAUGAUGCUUUCUUCCGAUGGCAGACAAAACCUAAAAUGACGAUACAUGGAGAUUUAUAUUAUGAGGGUAAGGAAUUUGAAACAAGACUGAAGGAGAAGAAGCCUGGUAAUUUAUCUGAUGAUUUAAAAACAGCCCUGGGUAUGCCAAUAGGACCUCAAUCAGAAAAGGUGCCACCACCAUGGUUAAUUGCUAUGCAGAGAUAUGGUCCACCCCCAUCUUACCCUAAUCUAAAAAUUCCUGGUCUAACUGGACCUAUACCUGAGGGAUGUUCAUUUGGUUACCAUGCUGGUGGGUGGGGUAAACCUCCUGUUGAUGAAAAUGGUAAACCUUUAUAUGGAGAUGUAUUUGGUACAAAAAGUUCAGAUUUUGAGGCUGCAGUAAAAGAUGAUGAUAUAGAUAGAUCUAAGUGGGGAGAGCUCGAGUCAGAAUCAGAAUCGGAGGAGGAGUCUGAGGAAGAAUCGGACGAGGAGACUCCUGAAGAUAGCGGACUUAUUACUCCAGCUGAAGGACUUGUUACACCCAGUGGAAUCACGUCAGUCCCUGUUGGCAUGGAGACACCAGACAUGAUAGAAUUGCGUAAAAAGCGUAUUGAAGAUUCUAUGGAUCAAGGUGGUGAAACACCUGCGCUGUACCAGGUCAUCCCAGAAAAGAGGACAAAUGUAGGCGCAGCUAUGAUGGGAUCUGCCCACAUCUAUGAUGUGGCUGGAGUACCAGCUGGAGCUAAGAAGCCGGGUGAGAAGGUUUCUACAGAGGGUAUUGAAGUUGCCCUUAACCCUGAGGAACUGGAUCUUGACACUGCAGCAAUGCAGGCCAAGUAUGAUCAGACAUUAAGAGAGCAACAAUCACAACUGGAGAAAGAGGAUCUCAGUGAUAUGGUAGCAGAACAUGCGGCUAAACAAAAGAAACGGAAAAAGAAACAGGAAGAAAGUGGAAAAGCAGCAAAGAAAUACAAGGAAUUUAAAUUUUAAUUUUUAUUAUAAAACAGAAAAUUUCUGUAUGAACUUUGAGGUUUAUGAUACAUAUAUAUACUACAUGUACUGAAAGACGGUAUACGGUUCACAUAGAAGUCUUAUUUUAUUGUAGCCAUUAAGUUCCUGGUCAGGCUAAUAAUAGCUUAACAUUUGAUGAAUUUUAGUCCAAUUAAAGUGACUCGGCUUUAAAAAGAUGGUAAAAUUUACUGUUUUAAAAAACAUGAUUGUGUGACCCCACAGAGUUCAGAUGUAAUGUUAUAGAGAAUGAUGAUUUGAUUGUUUUAAUUGUAUGAAAAUAGUCAUGAAUAAGUCAUGCUACAUUUAUUCAUUUGAUUUCAUGUUAAGAAUCAUUAACAUUUAUAAUGUCAUCAUCAAAAAAAGUCAUGAAUAUAUGCAGUAAAAGCUGAUAAAAAAAUGGAA
Molecule: messenger RNA, 3942 nt
Organism: Ruditapes philippinarum (Manila clam)
Lineage: Eukaryota; Metazoa; Mollusca; Bivalvia; Venerida; Veneridae
Product: splicing factor 3B subunit 2-like
Exons: 20
Coding region: 136-3519 (1127 amino acids)
Biological process (GO): mRNA splicing, via spliceosome
Cellular component (GO): catalytic step 2 spliceosome; U2-type spliceosomal complex; U12-type spliceosomal complex
Source: RefSeq, a predicted model, not a curated record